This is a messenger RNA of Caenorhabditis sp. 36 PRJEB53466, 991 nucleotides long. The record is from the annotation of a GenBank genome assembly. NCBI's taxonomy places the organism in Eukaryota, Metazoa, Nematoda, Chromadorea, Rhabditida, Rhabditidae.
AUGCACCACUUUGUGCCUCCGCUCGUGCUCAUGCCGUUCCACGUCAAACAAUCUUUGGACGGCAAGAAAACGGAAAUUUUAUGGAGGCAAGUGCCGUGGCAUCUACGCAUUCACUGCUACAAACUCUUGGUGGGGCAGCAUCUCCAAACGCAGACGGUGCGUUUCGUUCAUGUUUUGUUUUUGUUCCAAAAGCAAAAAGUCCUUCAAUUUCAGAAGCAAAUCUUCGUGUGCCUGAAAAAGUGCGCAAUUGAACCGUUGAAGGGCGAUCCGUUCACUUUGAAAUCCACAAAUCUCUGGGCAAUGCGCGACCAAAACGUAUGCUUGAAACUUAAAAAUUAGAAAAAAAGGGGGCGUGGUCUGGCUGGCGCGAAUGUUUUCUUUUGUCAAACAAAACUAAAAGUUUGCACUAACGUGCUCGCAAUUAUUGCGCACAUUUUACACCUAAAACAAGCAGAUUUUAUUCAGAAAAUUAACAAUUGAAUUGGAUUUUUAGCUUUGUACUGGUCCUGCCUGAAAUCUGUUCAGCUUGGCCGGACGAGCUGCGAAAACGUCUCGAAAGUUGUGUUCCCACAAAAAUUUCAAUCAAAUAUCUAUUUUUUCGAAGUUCAUCCGAUAAAGUGUUGUAAAAUCGCGUCUCAGCGCCGACCACGCCCUCUUUUUCACUUCUGGGCGCCGUGCCGUGACUAUUCGGUAAAUUCGGUAGGUCACGCAAGCGUCAGGUUUGCGUAAAAGUUGCGGACUUUUACCGAGUCUAAUUAUGUAUAGCAGUGUGCUUCCAGAAGACUGUCCAGCGCAAGUUCACGGUAAACGUGCUCAACACCACCGGCUUUUCCCCGAUUCAUUACAACUACAAUGCAUUCGAGGGCUCGCCGAUCACUCUCCUUCACGGAGCCGACAACCUGGACUUGAACGGCAAAAUGCUCAGCUGGAAGUAGGCGAUUUUCGCGUUUCUCUUGUAGUUCAAAUGUUUGAUUUCAGAAUUUUCGACUGA